AAAAAAAAUUUCCAUGCGUGGAUAGCUCGCUCCUCCCAAGCGAAAAUCCUGGCUCUUGAGAGUGACCAUUUAGCAAACUGGUGGACCAGAGAGGAAGAAAUUGAAAAAAACAAAAAGAGUUGUUCUGAUCCCAUCAAGGUUUUAUUGGCCGCAAGGAGAGCUAGAAAAAAAUCAUGGGUAGUUUAGUUGGUGAGGGAGAAGAAGAUCAACAUUCCCCAUUAUUAAUGACAAACUUCGGUGAUACUGAUGCUGAGAAGCCUUUCCAAAGAACUGGGACAAUAUGGACUGCGGUGGCGCACGUAAUCACUGGAAUAAUAGGGGCAGGAGUGCUGUCCUUGGCAUGGAGCACAGCUCAGCUAGGGUGGAUCGCCGGGCCACUGAUCAUGGUAGUCUUUGCAGCAAUCACCAUUCUUUCUGCAAACCUUCUCUGUGACUGCUACAGAUCUCCUGAUCCCGAAUGUGGGCCCGACCGGAACAAAUCCUACAUGGAUGCUGUUCAGUUCUAUUUGGGAGAGAACCACAAACGAGUAUGCGGAGUGGUUUUGAACGAGGGCUUUUAUGGGACUGCAGUUGCAUACGUUAUUACAUCCGCUGCAAGUGUGAAGGCAAUUGAAAAAUCAAAUUGUUACCACAAGCAAGGCCACGAUGCUCCCUGCAACUAUGGGGACACUAGGUAUAUGCUGCUAUUCGGAGGUGUCCAGAUUAUCGUAUCUCAGAUACCGAGUUUUCAUAACAUGGCAUGGCUCUCUAUCGUAGCAGCAAUCAUGUCCUUCACUUACGCUUUCAUAGGACUGGGACUUGGCUUCGCAAAAGUAGUUGAAAACAGGGAGAUCAAGGGGAGCAUAGGAGGAGUCGCAGCCGACAGUACGGCUGACAAAGUAUGGUUGGUCCUUCAGGCCAUUGGAGAUAUUGCUUUUGCCUAUCCAUAUACAGUCAUUCUUCUGGAAAUUCAGGAUACAUUGAAAUCGCCUCCGCCAGAAAGAAAGACAAUGAAGAAGGCCUCCACGACUGCAAUCUUCAUUACCACCUUCUUCUACCUCUGCUGCGGAUGCUUUGGAUAUGCAGCCUUCGGGAGUGACACACCGGGGAACCUCUUGACAGGAUUCGGGUUCUACGAGCCUUACUGGCUCGUUGAUUUCGCCAAUGCUUGCAUUGUUCUGCACCUAGUUGGAGGAUAUCAGGUGUACAGCCAGCCGGUUUUUGCGUUUGUGGAAGGAUGGUUCGGUGGGAAGUUUCCAAACAGCGGAUUUGUAAACAAUUUCUACUCCUUAAAACUCCCAUUGAUUCCAGCAUUUCAGUUGAAUCCUCUGAGGCUAUGUUUUAGGACUGCUUACGUUGUAUCGUCCACUGUAAUUGCAAUAAUCUUUCCUUACUUCAACCAAGUUUUGGGGGUGCUGGGGGCAUUCAACUUUUGGCCACUGGCGAUAUAUUUCCCAGUGGAAAUGUACUUUGUGCAGAGGAAGAUUGGGUCUUGGACAACUAAAUGGGUUGUUCUUCAAACUGUCAGCAUUGCUUGCUUGAUUGUGUCAAUAUUGGCCUUAAUUGGUUCAGUUCAAGGACUCAUUAGUGCUAAGUUGAGCUGAAAAAGUAUAGUACAAAGCUCCCACAAAUUAGAAAGGGGAAUAUAAUGCAUGGGUUUUUGCCCUAAAAAAACAAUCAAUGAGAUUAUAUAUAUAGCUGGUUGUGUCUGGUAUUUUUGUUUUGAUAUCGGAACAUAUAGCUAGUACAGAUGUUUGUUCUAGAUGUGAUGUAGCAAAGGGUUUGCUCCAAUUGUUGUAAAUGUUAUCUAAUUAAUUGAAAUUACGAUUGUGCUC
Molecule: messenger RNA, 1814 nt
Organism: Rhododendron vialii
Lineage: Eukaryota; Viridiplantae; Streptophyta; Magnoliopsida; Ericales; Ericaceae
Product: probable amino acid permease 7
Exons: 7
Coding region: 174-1583 (469 amino acids)
Cellular component (GO): plasma membrane
Source: RefSeq, a predicted model, not a curated record